Bipolaris sorokiniana ND90Pr is the source of this 854-nucleotide messenger RNA. RefSeq lists its product as uncharacterized. The record is from RefSeq and is a predicted model, not a curated record. Bases 156 to 758 code for a protein of 200 amino acids. Lineage: Eukaryota; Fungi; Ascomycota; Dothideomycetes; Pleosporales; Pleosporaceae. Gene Ontology annotation, molecular function: GTP binding; GTPase activity. Gene Ontology annotation, biological process: small GTPase-mediated signal transduction. The transcript is spliced from 4 exons.
CCGCAUUACCGUCUACUUAGUCCCCAGCGGCCGACCCCGACUUUCCGUCACCGUUUCUACGCCACUGUCAAACACGACAUUGCUGCCCUCGGAACCGGUCCUUGCAACCACCACCCACGCCUUUCCAGCUGUGUUCUGCCCUCUCUUCCUCCACCAUGGUUGUCGCGACAAUCAAGUGCGUCGUCGUCGGCGACGGUGCGGUCGGAAAGACAUGUCUUCUCAUCAGCUACACCACGAACAAGUUCCCCUCAGAAUAUGUUCCUACCGUCUUCGACAACUACGCCGUGACCGUCAUGAUUGGUGACGAGCCCUAUACACUUGGUCUAUUCGACACUGCCGGACAGGAGGAUUAUGACCGUCUCCGACCCUUGUCCUACCCCCAGACAGACGUCUUCCUCGUCUGUUUCUCCGUCACCUCACCCGCUUCUUUCGAGAACGUCCGCGAGAAAUGGUUUCCCGAAGUGCACCACCACUGCCCCGGCGUGCCGUGUCUCAUUGUAGGCACACAGGUAGAUCUGCGGGAGGAUGCGUCAGUAAAAGAUAAACUGUCCAAGCAGAGAAUGGCUCCUGUGAAGAAGGAGGACGGCGAGCGAAUGGCGCGCGAGCUUGGUGCUGUCAAGUACGUAGAGUGCUCGGCGCUAACUCAGUUCAAGCUUAAGGAUGUCUUUGAUGAGGCAAUCGUAGCAGCACUCGAGCCACCGGCGACAAAGAAAGAGGGCGGAGAAAGAAAGAAGGGGAAGAAGUGCAGCAUACUUUGAACAUGGGUGAAGGCGAUAGUUGAGCUCAACCGCAUGCUAGGGAGCGUUGGAUUGCAGAUCUUUCUUGAUUAGGCGAUGAAUCUUUUGGAUACCUCU